GAUCUCUGUAUGUUUCUGCAUAAGAGGCUCGAAGAAGUAUCGUGUUACACUCGUUCACUUAGAGCUGAGAGGUUCAAGCAGAAAACGGACCAACCACCACAAUUACCCAAGACUUCGACAACCGAGAAAGCAGCUAUCAAAAGCCCCCUCGUCGCUUUUGCAAUUCCAAGAACAAGAGCACUUGCUCCUCCUCAUCAUCAACCAUGGAGCAGCCUUCGACCACACCCCACAUAACCAUCGUACCAUCACCGGGCAUAAGUCAUCUCAUCCCUCUUGCCGAGUUCGCGAAGCGGCUCGUCCACCACCACAGCUUCUUGGUCACCUUCAUCAUCCCCAACGACGGCUCACCGUCUAAGGCCCAGCAGUCCCUCCUCGGCUCCCUCCCUCCCUCCAUCGCCCACGUCUUCUUGCCGCCCGUCACCUUGGACGACCUCCCAGCCGAGACCACCCGCAUCGAGACCAUCAUCGCCCUCACACUGGCGCGCUCCCUCCCCUCCCUCCGCCAUGAGAUGCAGAGGCUACAGGAGUCCACGAGGCUCGUCGCCCUCGUCGUCGACCCCUUCGGCACCGACGCCUUCAACGUGGCCGAGGAGUUCGGCGUCUCCCCCUUCCUUUUCUUCCCUACCGCGGCCAUGUGCCUGUCGCUGUUCCUUCACUUGCCAACGCUGGACGAAGCGGUCUCUUGUGAGUACAGGGACCUACCCGAGCCGGUGAAGAUACCCGGCUGCAUACCGAUCCAUGGGAGGGACCUGAUCAAGCCGGUCCAAGACCGCCACAACGAUGCCUACAAGUGGAUCCUCCACCACGCCAGGCGGUGCAGGCUGGCGGAGGGGAUCCUGCUGAAUAGCUUCGAGGAGCUUGAGCCAAGGGUGAUUGAGUACCUGCAAGGGGAAGAGCCCGGCAAGCCACUGGUCUACUCGGUCGGACCGCUGGUGAACAUAAAGCAGAGCAGCAAGUCCGACGGCUCGGAGUGUUUAAAGUGGUUGGACGAACAGCCAAAAUGUUCGGUCCUGUACGUGUCGUUCGGGAGUGGUGGGACACUCUCAUACGACCAGAUUCAAGAGCUGGCUCUGGGAUUGGAGAUGAGCGAGCAUAGGUUCUUGUGGGUGGUGAGGACCCCUAAUGACAAAGCGGCCAACGCGGCAUACCUCACCGGGGACAGCCAAAUCGAGCCGUUCGAGUUUUUACCCAAAGGCUUUUUAGAGAGGACCAAGGGUAGGGGCUUGGUGGUGCCAUCAUGGGUGCCACAGGCCCAGGUCCUGUCCCAUAGCUCAACCGGUGGGUUCCUCACCCACUGCGGCUGGAACUCAACCCUUGAAAGCAUGCUCAAUGGUGUGCCGCUCAUUGCUUGGCCGCUCUUCGCCGAGCAGAAGAUGAAUGCGCUUAUGCUGACCCAGGACAUCAAGGUGGCGCUCAGGCCGAGGGCCAACGCGGAGAGCAGCCUAGUGGGGAGGGAUGAGAUCGCCAAGGUCGUGAAGGACCUGAUGGAGGGCGAAGAAGGCAGGUUGGUUCGGAACCGCAUGAGGGAACUCAAGGACGCGGCGGCCCAGGUGCUUGGCGAAGACGGGUCCUCCACGAGGGCACUCUCCGAGUUGGUUCUCAAAUGGAAGGCCAAACUUGUAAAUCAACUUCACUAGAAUUGCAUCGCAUCCUAUCAUGUCUUACCUUACCAUUUUCUUCUUGUUAAUCAUAUGAUAUCUUGUUCAAUGCCAUCAGUAGUGGGUUUUUUCA
This is a messenger RNA of Eucalyptus grandis, 1731 nucleotides long. RefSeq names its product hydroquinone glucosyltransferase. Gene Ontology annotation, molecular function: UDP-glycosyltransferase activity. The coding region runs from base 204 to 1637 and encodes 477 amino acids. The transcript has a single exon. Lineage: Eukaryota; Viridiplantae; Streptophyta; Magnoliopsida; Myrtales; Myrtaceae. The record is from RefSeq and is a predicted model, not a curated record.